AACUUCCCCAACCCAGUCCAACGUUUCGACGACGACGACCUAGCCUCCGACCAAGACUGGUCAACAUACACACACAAAGGCGGCGCCCUGCUAUGCGCCCUAAAAGGCACAGAUGAAACCGCCGGCCGCCAGCUCAACGACAAGCGCACGCCACCGUCAGCAGCAAGUCCCUGGACCGGCGAUCCGCAGCAAGAUCUUGACACGUGGUAUUGGCACCAUGUCGAUCCAGCGACGUAUAGUUGCAAGAUGAACGCGCAUUGGAACAUUGCGUUCGCUAUGCGUUCUCUGGGUUUGAAUGGGGAUCCCAAGUCAGAGCAGGGCGGAGAGAAUGCUUGCUUCCGCGUGGAGCAUUGGGAUCCGAGGAGGGAGGAGAACGGACAUCAGGUCCCUGCUAUUAAUCAGUGGUAUAAAGCCGGCGACAGGGAGUAUCGUUCAACGGGAGCACACUAUGAAUUCGGCAUCAAUGCCAAGGGCGGAGCAAUCUUCGCUUUCUUCCUCGAAUCCCCCCAAUCCGCUGCCCGCACGCUCUGGUACGCAGGCCGCAAAGACGCCAACCCAGACGACCUGCCGCGUCUCCGCGCCCUAUCAGACAUACUAUGGGCGUUUUGGACGCGAGAAAACAGCGCGAACGUGAUGCAGAUACGGUAUUUUUUCGUGCUGGGGAUUACAAACGAUCAGACGAAUCAGCUCAUUGCUUCGUGUUUGGAGAGAGCGGGCAAGGCGCUGGUGGAAUGGCCGGGCGUGAGCUUUGAUACUGCGACUGAGGAGGGGCAUGCGCUGUUGGGUUCACCGAAUGGCGCUGCGUUUGCGUAUUUCCUUAUGCAGCAUAAGGUGCAGUUGGGAUACAAGUCGAUCGGCAAGGUGACGGUCUUCAAGCCAGAGACAGAUGAUGAUUUGGCUUUUGUUGAUCCGAGUUUGGUGUUUCAUGUUGAGGAUGCUCCUCUGCCGUCGCAGGAUGGCGACAUGGAGACCGAU
Cucurbitaria berberidis CBS 394.84 is the source of this 975-nucleotide messenger RNA. RefSeq lists its product as uncharacterized. Lineage: Eukaryota; Fungi; Ascomycota; Dothideomycetes; Pleosporales; Cucurbitariaceae. The record is from RefSeq and is a predicted model, not a curated record. The annotation marks the transcript as partial. The transcript is spliced from 4 exons.